AUGGCCGCCGCCGCGCGAUUCUUUGCCUUGCUCAUUUGCUUCUUUGGGACGAGCGCUGUCGUUGCCGCGGCAAAUUUGUCGUAUCAGGGCAUCCCAAGCUGUGCCGUCAACUGUAUCCUCCAGGAGAUCGGCCAUAGCGAUUGCGCCAUUACGAACCAAACAUGCAUCUGCCACGACGAUGUGCUGGCUGGCUACGUACAAACAUGCGUUCAGGCCAGCUGCACAGUCAGAGAAAUGCUGGCGGCCCGAAACCAGUCAUUAGCUGCCUGCGGAGUGCCCGUAUCUGAGCACGAUGAAACUGUGAGAUGGUUCCGACCGACCAUUUUUGCCCUCCCAACCUUCUUCCUCUUCGUCCGGGUUGUCAACAAGUAUAUGAAGCUAUCAAGUUGGGGCUGGGACGACACAACCAUUAUGAUUGCAUAUGCUUUCAUAGUAGCCUUUCUGCCAGCGGCCUAUAUCGCCGAAAGAACGGGUGCAGGGAGGGACAUUUGGACCCUUACUCCUGAACAAAUCACCGAGUUUCUUUUCGUGUUUCUUAUAUUUAGCACGCUGUACAUGACCUCUCUGGCCUUCAUAAAGUCUUCGAUCCUGUUUCUCUACCUACGCAUCUUCCCUGAUGAAAAUUUCAGGAGGGUCUUGUGGGGUACGCAGCUGUUCAAUCUCCUGAUAUGGAUUACGUUCGUCACGGGCACAUUCGCCGCCUGUCAGCCCCUGAACUUCUUUUGGAACGGAUGGAAGAGAGAGAUGACGGGCAAGUGCUUCAACCUGAACGCUUUUGCCAUGUGUCAUGGUGUUCUCAACGUUGCAUUGGAUGCCUGGAUGCUCGUACUGCCGGCCACUCAAAUUUAUGGGUUGAGAAUGAAGCUCAAGACGAAGGUUGGCGUAAUGCUGAUGUUCGGCGUUGGCAUAUUCCUCACAGCAGUCAGUGCCUACCGUAUCAAGACACUUCUCUCGUUUGCGACAUCAUACAACAUCACAGCCGACUCGUUUCAGGGUUCCGUCUGGUCCUCGGUCGAGCUCUGCGUAGGGGCUUUUGUCGCCUGUCUCCCGAGCACACGCCAAGUCUGGAGAGUAUUAUUUCCCAAGAUCCUCGAAGUGACACACAUCUCUACGAGAUCGUCCCCAUCAAGCAAGGGUUCCAACGCCAUCAGCCAAGCCUCAAGAACAUUGUCAGGCGCUCAUGAUCAGCCACGCAUGGCUUCUUAUGAAGAGUCGUCAAUAGCGCAUCUGGUCGGAGAUUUCAACAAAAUCGACCUCAACAACCUUCCCGACACGAGCUCGACGGAAGCUACGCACCCACGGACGCCGAAGAACCGAAUUGAGACCAAAGGGGAACCCGGUUCGGGCAGCUCCAGGGGCAGCUGAGAGCGGAACACGAGGGGUAUGGGCUUUAUGGGCUUUAAGAACGGUUCGGGGAAGUCAACUGAAGCACUUGCAACACUGGCAGAUCAAUCAGCCGGAAAUGUCAACAUAUGUCAACGAUGCACAGAAACCGAAGAAGCAGGUACAUGAAGUAAAUCCGAAGGGGCGCAGACAAAGCAAUCCGUGGCGGAUCAGUCUCCGGCUUAUGAGCCCAGGAGGGUCUUGUCUACCGCAGGUCGACGAACUAGGAACGGAUACGAACCACGAGUUGGCAUUCAGGUCACGGUGUAUGACUGGCGCUCAGAUCUCGGGCUAUCAUGCCCUGGAUCAGGCCAGAGAGGAGAAGAAGGCUUGAGGUACACAAUAGCCAUUGUUGCAACAACAAAAGUAUACGGCCAAUAAUUGGUUAGCGGGAAGUCGGCGAUAGGACGGUUGUAACACUUGUCUAGAGCUGAUCUCUGUCCAUGGUAUAAACACACAACGAUGGUACUCUAACAAGAUACAUCAGUUCUUCCAUAGAAUAAC
Molecule: messenger RNA, 1887 nt
Organism: Colletotrichum destructivum
Lineage: Eukaryota; Fungi; Ascomycota; Sordariomycetes; Glomerellales; Glomerellaceae
Product: Putative extracellular membrane protein, CFEM
Exons: 8
Coding region: 1-1365 (454 amino acids)
Source: RefSeq, a predicted model, not a curated record